AUGUUAAGACAAGAUUCUUUAAGUACAAUUUCUGGAACUACUAUAACAGAAAAAUCGUUAUUAACUUCUUCUUCAGUAGCGACAAUAAAUAUAGAGAAUAAUGAUUUACUUUACCUAGAUGGUAAACAUAUAAAAGAUAGUUCAAAUAGGACUAUAUUAUUGAGAGGAAUAAAUUUAUCAGGUGCUUCAAAAAAUCCCUCAUAUCCCUCAAAAAUUCCUUCUCAUCAGCCAGAAGAAUUUUUUGAUCAUAAAAAAGCCAGAUUUAUAGGUAGACCAUUUCCGUUGGAAAGUGCCGAUGAACAUUUUCAACGAUUAAAAGAGUGGGGAUUCAAUUUCCUUAGAUUUAUUGUAACUUGGGAAGCAAUAGAACAUGAAGGACCCGGUAAAUAUGAUUCUGAAUUUUUAGAUUACAUUGUAAAAAUUUUAUAUAAAGCCAAAGAAUAUGGCUUUAAGUGCUUCAUUGAUCCUCAUCAAGACGUGUGGAGUAGAUUUUCAGGUGGUUCAGGAGCUCCGGGAUGGACGCUUGAAUUGGCAGGAUUUAAUAUCAGGAAUUUUAUGGAAACUGAAGCAGCAAUAGUACAAAAUACAUAUGAUAAACCAAAAGAAUUUCCUAAGAUGAUAUGGUCAACAAAUUAUUAUAAACUAGCGUCGUCAACAAUGUUUACGUUAUUCUAUUCGGGAAGAACAUAUGCACCAAAAUGUAUUGUUGAUGAUAUGAACAUACAAGAUUAUUUACAAUUGCACUUUAUUAAUUCAUAUAAAAUAUUAGCGGAAAGAAUAGCGAAAGAAAAUUUAACGGAUAAUGUUGUAGUUGGAUAUGAUACAAUGAAUGAACCAAGUUGGGGAUGGGUUGGAACAGAAGAUUUAAAUAAAUAUCCAGAAUUUCAAGAAUAUAGGAGGGGGAAAACUCCUACUCCAUUUCAAACAAUGUUAUUAGGAGAGGGAAUUCCAUGUAAAUUAGAUGUAUGGGACAUAGUUUGGUACGGAUUUGGUAAAGUAGGAAACGAAUAUAUUGAUCCAAAAGGAAAAACAGCAUGGUUAGAAAAUGAUCCCGAAGGUUAUAAUUGGAAGAAAUCCGAAGAAUUUCCGCGUGGCGAAUGUAUUUGGGCGGCACAUGGAGUAUGGGAUAAAUCUACCAGAAAACUUUUACGUCCUGAUUAUUUUUCCAUGAAUCCAAUUAACAAUAAACCGUAUAAUUGGUAUGAAGAAAGCUUUAAACCAUUUAUAAGAAAAUAUACUUCAGCAUUACGUUCAGUUCAUCCUAAUGCAAUAAUAUUCAUACAACCACCCGUACUUGAAAUUCCGCCUAAAUUUGAUAAUCCCGAAGACCCACAAGAAAGACUAAUUUAUUCACCACAUUGGUAUGAUGGAUUAACAUUGGUGCAAAAACAAUUUAAUUGGUGGAAUAUUGAUUAUUUAGGUCUUAAAAGAGGAAAAUAUUUGGGACCUAUACCCGCAAUUAAAUUAGGAGACAAAGCAAUUAAACAAAGUUUUACGGAACAGCUAGGGUUAAUUAAAGAAGAAGGAGAAAAAUAUUUAGAUAACAUACCAUGCAUAAUUGGUGAAAUUGGUAUUCCAUUUGAUAUGGAAAAUGGAAAAGCAUAUAAAACAGGAAAUUAUAUUCAACAAAUUAAAGCUAUGGAUGCUAACUUUGUCGCUUUAGAAUCAAAUUUACUUAAUUACACUCUAUGGAAUUAUUGUGAUGAUAAUGAUCAUCAAUGGGGGGAUCAAUGGAAUGGAGAAGAUUUAUCCAUUUACUCAACUUCGAAUCCGGCCAAUUCUCUAUUGUCAUAUAAUUAUAACAAAGACUUAGAUCUUGGUGGUAGAGCAUUAUUUAGUUUGCUUCGACCAUUUCCAUUAAAAACAUUUGGUGAACCAUUGAGUUUAAAUUUCAAUCCGUGGACCAAAAAAUUUUAUUAUUCUUAUCGUAAUGUAACAGAUACACCAAAAGAUUUUCCUACCGUAAUUUAUCUACCAAGAUUUCAUUUUAAUAAUGAAAACGAUUUUACUGUUAAAGUUAGUAGUGGUAAAUGGAAUUGGGAUAAAGAUAAUCAACGAAUUUUAUACUGGCAUGAUAUCACUUCAAUGAAUGAAAGUAAAGAAAAUUUGGAUUAUAGCGUGCAUGAAAUUUAUAUAGAAGGUAACAAAAGUGACAAUUUUGUUGAUGAUGAAAAUCUUUGUUGUUAA
Molecule: messenger RNA, 2187 nt
Organism: Rhizophagus irregularis DAOM 181602=DAOM 197198
Lineage: Eukaryota; Fungi; Glomeromycota; Glomeromycetes; Glomerales; Glomeraceae
Biological process (GO): ergosteryl 3-beta-D-glucoside catabolic process; carbohydrate metabolic process
Molecular function (GO): steryl-beta-glucosidase activity
Source: RefSeq, a predicted model, not a curated record